Messenger RNA from Dentiscutata erythropus, 554 nucleotides. NCBI's taxonomy places the organism in Eukaryota, Fungi, Glomeromycota, Glomeromycetes, Diversisporales, Gigasporaceae. The record is from the annotation of a GenBank genome assembly.
CGAUCAAAGCAUCAAAUUUUCAAAUAGCCAAUUUAUUAAUUCAAGAUAUGACUCAACAAGGCUUUGGAAUAAAUGUGAAAAUAUUUACCACCUUGAUUCAUAAAUUUGCAUUAAAUAAAGAUUUAAUUAACAUGGAGAAAACUUUAGAAGUAAUGACCAGAAAAGGGAUUAAACCUGAUUCCCUUACUUGGAAUACAAUCAUUUGGGCUUAUUUACAUUUGGGAAAAUUGAAUUCUGGAAUGAUUAUUUAUUCUAAAAUGAUUUCUCUGCCGAAAGAAUUAAAACAACAACAAAGAUCAAGCGAAUCAAGUGCAUUGAUUGAAUUACAGGAAUCAAGAGAAUUACAAGAAUCCCAACAACAAUUAAAUGAAUUCCAAGAAUUCCAACAAUUAAAUGAAUUACAAGAGUCACAAGGAUCAAGAGAAUUAAGAGUAAAAUUUGAUAACAAAAGAAAAUUAAAAGAAAUAAUAAUAGAAUGUUUACCUACACUUUCUACAUAUCAUUCCCUUUUAUCAGCUAAUAUAAUAGAACAAAAUUGGGAAAAUUUUAGAAAG